Cyphellophora europaea CBS 101466 is the source of this 960-nucleotide messenger RNA. RefSeq lists its product as uncharacterized. The transcript is spliced from 3 exons. NCBI's taxonomy places the organism in Eukaryota, Fungi, Ascomycota, Eurotiomycetes, Chaetothyriales, Cyphellophoraceae. The record is from RefSeq and is a predicted model, not a curated record. The coding region runs from base 1 to 960 and encodes 319 amino acids.
AUGGGUAGCUUCCAGCGCCUCCGCGCAUCGCGGCAGCUUCUCUUAGCAUUUAGCAACUCUAACAGAGGCGCACUACAAACAGCUGGACCACGAGAACUCCCAUUCUUCCUGAGCUCUCGAACCCCGUCACGCCGUCACGCCUCGUCCGCCGACUCUUCCAAGCCCAUAAUUCUCGAGCAGCCAGACAAGUUCCGACCUCCCUCACAUCCUUCAAGAUUAGUUCAAGGGCGUGGAAGAGGCUCUACCUAUAAUGGCGCCUACAAUCAAUCCUCUACGGCUGCGGAGCGAAUAGCGCAGAAGAACAGGAGAUAUCCACAUAUGUUCCCCGAUGAGGGCACACUCGCACAUUCAAUAAUUACGAAAAAGCAAUGGCACGUUCUGAUCACAAUGGGCGUCUUGGUUUUACUAGCACUCGUGACAUGGAUACAGACUUUCAUCAAGACCUCCCCGUUUGGGCACCUUAUGCCCUCAUUCUCGUCGCUUUUCAAGGAGCCUCUCCAGUUCUUCCAGGACGUCGCCUCCGUCUUCCGGCUUGACCAGGACUACAACACCGAGAAGGUCGAAUUCGAGCGCGCACGCAACAUAUUGGAUGCGCAAAAACGCCGUAUCUAUCGUCGGGCGCAUGGCAUGGAAGACCUGGAUCGUGAUGAAGACCAAGGCGUGGAUGUGCGCGGAAUCGUCCCAUGGGACGAUGGCCUGACGAAGCGGGAGAGAGAAGCGGGAGGCAUUGGCGCGAACAGAAUCAAGAUGAUUUCGGCAAUGAAGGUAGACGAUAGGAGCAGGCAGGCUAUGGAGGAUGUCACCAGGCAGAAAGCGCUCCAACAGGAUGUGACUGAUAUGAAGGACGAAAUAUUCAUUCGGCGGAGAGAAGCGGAAUUGGGACUAUCGAGAGAAGAGGAUCCCGCGGUCAGACCGGAGCAACAGCAGAAGAGGAGGAAGCUAUGGUUUGGUAUCUGGUAA